Molecule: messenger RNA, 2433 nt
Organism: Talaromyces amestolkiae
Lineage: Eukaryota; Fungi; Ascomycota; Eurotiomycetes; Eurotiales; Trichocomaceae
Exons: 6
Coding region: 1-2433 (810 amino acids)
Biological process (GO): positive regulation of transcription by RNA polymerase II
Cellular component (GO): nucleus
Molecular function (GO): DNA-binding transcription factor activity, RNA polymerase II-specific; zinc ion binding; transcription cis-regulatory region binding
Source: RefSeq, a predicted model, not a curated record
AUGAGCUCUCGUCCUACAUCUCGACCGAAUUCUUCCCGAAGAGGUUGCUGGACAUGUAAAAGGCACCAUCGCACGUGCGACGAAACAAAACCUUCCUGCCUACGAUGUAGACAAUAUGCGGUCGAGUGCGAGGGCUAUGGCGCCAAACGAGUGGCAUUUCGGCCGGCAAACAAGAAGAAUGCGAACAAAGGUCGCGCCGCUGGGAACUCCCCCCAGACAAUGACUGCCGUUACCAGCGCAUCUCUAUUUCCAUCAACGACUUCAGACAUCCCAUCGCCGUCGCCUUACUCGCCUCUAUCAAGUUCAGGCAUACUUUCAUCGACACCGAUUGACCACCACCAGCGCACAUUAUUGAACCACUUCCUCAGCGACUUUGCGCCACUACGAUCCUUGUCUCCUCUCCAAAAUAUUUUCGAAGAGGAUAUUGCUCCUCUAGCCCUUAGCCACCAUCAUGUUCGCACCGCCAUUGUCGCGGUAAUAUCGGCUUUGCAGCAAAGCCACGGCUCUACCCCUCGUCCUCAAAUGCGACACAGCGUGGAUGCGUUCCAGCAUUAUGAAGAAGCUGUACGAUUACUCCGGCAGUCAGUCGAUCGAUUUGAGCAAGGGAAAGAAGUUGUAAGCUCUUCUCAUAGGAGCCCACCAGAUGAUAUGAAUGCGUGUUUGGCCGCCGCUUAUCUUCUUACAUGGUUUGAGGUAUUGGUGUAUGAUCCUCAGAAGUGGGUGAUCCACCUCGAGGCACUAUGCGGUCUAAUCAAUAGGAGCGGGCCAUCACUCAUUCAAACAACAUUCGGUCGACGUCUAGUUCAUGCAGUUGCCAGACUCGAUUGUCAAAAUGCACUAUCCAACCGCGGGCGGCCUUUGCUGGAUAAUUUCUGGUACGAAAUUCUCGAAUCAGACACUAUAUAUAUGCCUAUUACGACAGUCGAUGUUGGGGACAAUGUCAGCCUCACAGAGACCGAAUUGGAAGCCAUGGCUGUUGAGUACUGCAGAAAACUGCAUGGAUUGCUUGGAGCAGCGGCAUUUCUGAGUUAUGAAUGGACCAGCAAUACGCCGCGGGUUACGGGUGACAGUUUGAGAGAGCGAGUUCUUCAUGUUCUUCAUCGGUUGACUUUAUGGUAUCAGUCAAUACCAAUUCCUCUACGUUGGCCCGAAGACGUGGACAACAGUCCAAUCGACACUGAAACCAUCUUUGAAGGUGACCAAGAAAGGAGGCGUUCUCACCUGCAAAAGAUGAUACUUUUGCACUACUAUGCGAUCCGGGUCCACUUGUACCACAUGCUAGACCCGGUACGCAACCCAAGAUUGAUGCAAUUGUCCAUCAAUUUGGCGCAGAAAUGCCUCUACAUCAUUCGCGCCCUUGACAAUACUUUCUCCUUCCCGACCCCUCGAACGGAAGGUAUACACAGAGCCACUCAAGGCAGUAAGAAAACAACGACGACAACACACAAAUCAACACAUAAUACUAAACCUUCCCAAUACCCAAGUGACAUGCCAGUAUCCUUUGUUUUCGCUUGCAUUGGCGUCGUCCUCCGAGAUCCGUCUCAACGAGGUUGGAUCAGUGAGUAUCUCAUGCAACUAGGCCGCGAAGGCAUCUGGUGCGGCUAUGAAAGAGCACUCUGCCUACAUGCCUGGUGGAAAAGCGAUAAUACCAUCACCGGAUUUGGCGAGGAAGCAUCAAACACAAAGAAGAGACUAAUCAAAUCAAUUCCCCGUCGCCAUGAAGUUCCGAAUGGGUCGUUGACGACUUGGACUCCGGAAAUGGGUAAUGCAGACGGAUUAGGCGAUAUCCGCCGGAAAGAGCUCCAACAAAGCGCCGUCCAUUUAGGCCUCCGAGACGAAUCCGACGUUUUCGUGAUCGAUGACCCUUCCCGUUUCCCCGAUAGCAUGACUACAACAUGGUCGACGAAGGAUGUCUCGUCCCUUUUGGCGUCGGCCUUUGCUCCCGAGCUUGCAUCUGGACGAGCAGCGCGUGAAGACGUAGCUCCCAAAGCUACCAUCGACGUCAUUUUGACCUUUGACGAAUACGGCGUUAGCAAUCACCCCAACCAUCGAUCUCUAUACCACGGCGCGGUCGCAUUUUUGAAGGCUUUGAUGGAUGGCAAGAGCGGGUACUCGUGCCCCGUGACCUUGUACACGUUAACAACAACAAACGUCGUCCGGAAGUAUUCCGGUAUCCUCGAUUCGUUCUUGACGAUGGUGCUCGGUGCAUUCACAAACCUUGGUGACUCGAUGAAAUUAGCAGGCAAGAAGGGAGCCACGAAAGAUAAUGGUUGUGCAGGUCGUCUUUUGUAUAUCAGCUCGUUUCAGGACUGGGUACAGGCUCGCACUGCGAUGACUGAUGGGCACAAGAGUCAGAUGCUGUGGUUUCGAUGGGGCUGGAUUACUAUCGGACGAUAUAUGUUUGUCAAUGAUUUGAAGAGGGAGAAGAUAUGA